CAGCCUUUGAUGAGCUACACCUGAAAAGUAAGGAUGAGCUUGAUGAGCCGACCAUGAUACAGAAACUGAAGCAAGGCUGCUUCUGCUCCAAGAAAAGAAUCUGGAGACUGAUCACCGGAUACAUCCCCCUGAUCAAGUUUCUCCGCUACUACAAGCUGAAAGAGUUCGCUGUUAUUGACAUCUUCGCUGGGCUGUCUGUUGGAACUAUUCACAUCCCACAAGCGUUGGCUUUUGGACAACUGGCUUCUGCAAAGAUUGAAAACGGGUUGUUCUCGUCCCUUUGGCCAUCUUUGAUCUACGUUUUCUUUGGCACAUCCGCUCAUGUUUCCAUGGGAACCAGUGCCGUGAUUUGCCUGCUAACGGCUACAACAGUAGACAGAGAGAGCAAAGCUUGGGUUGCAGACAAACCCCUCGACGACGUCCCAGAGUACCUCGACUUCAAGGAGGAGAUAGCCAUGGGCCUAACACUCAUCAUUGGCAUCAUGCUGGUCAUCUUAGGCUUCCUGAAGCUGGGAUUUAUCACUUCCUAUCUGUCUGACUCUUUUUUCGCGGCCUAUACCUCAGCUGCAGCAGUCCACAUUGGCACCACCCAGCUGCCUGCCAUGCUUGGCAUCAAAGUCAACCGGUACCCGGGUAUGUUUAAAAUUAUCUUUACCUACAAAGACAUCUUUGAAAACAUCAUGAAACUGUUCAUUGUCAUUUUUGGCACAGUGGCGUCGUAUUUCGGGGACUUCCGGGACAAGUUUGGAAUUGCCGUGGUUGGUGAGAUUCCUUUAGGGAUACCAGUUCCAAAGGUCCCAGUAGAAGGUCUCAAGUACGCUUCCAACUACAUCGUUGAUUCAUUUGUCAUCGCAAUUUUAACCUUCGCCUACACGAUAGCCAUCGCCAAAAUUUGCGCCAAGAAGCACAACUAUGAAGUUGAUGACAGCCAGGAGAUGAUUUCAUACGGUCUGUGUAACUUAGGCAGCUCUUUCCUGAAAUGCAUCCCGUCCUGUGUUGCUCCACCCAGAUCCAUGGUUGCUAGCACCAUGAACGCUAAAACCACCAUCAAUGGUAUCUUCAGCUGCGCCCUCAUGCUGUUGGUAAUAAUGAUUGUAGCCGCUCUGUUCAGAGAGCUGCCUAGAGCUGUUCUGGCGGCCAUUAUUUUCAUUGCACUGAAGAACCUUUUCAUUCAGAUCAAAGACCUGUGGAGGUACUUCCAAAUUAACAAGUUUGAUUUCGUCAUCUGGUGUUUCACUUUCUUCUCUACCGUCUUUCUUGACAUCGACGUCGGGCUGGGAAUUGGCGUCGGCAUAUCUCUAGUCUGCGUGGUGCUUCAGACCCAGUUCGCCAAAGGUUACAAGCUCGGGUACACCAAGAAAGACACGACGCUUGUCGAGCAUAAAUAUUACAAGGACUCGUCGGAGAUUCCUGGGAUCAAAAUUUUCCGAUUUAAAUGUAACUUGUUUUACGCCAAUGCUGAAAUCUUCCGUACUUCACUCUACCGGAAAACUGUCAACCCCAGGAAGUUGUUAAAGGGCUUGCAGAAAAGAGAAAAAAGAUUAGAGAAAAUGAACGCUGAAAGGAUGGCGCAAGGACUCCCUCCUCAGGUAGACAACAAUUUUAUCAUGACCGGUCAGAUGGAAAAGACAGGAAACCAUGUUUCAACUCCUGAUCUAACAGCACUGCCGAAGCUCUCUAUUCUCAAGUCAGUGAAUCAAGACGUAAAACAGACCUCAAUAUCCACCCCAGACCUCACAAGCUCUGAUAGCGAGGCUGACACGCUCAACGACCUCACCGAUCCUUCUACAGACAAGCUGGAAGGGAAACGAGUUCGACUUCCAAGUAUGGAAAAGCCCGUGUUCAUUGUGCAGGGAGGUAAUCAGCAGAUGUUUGAUGGCGGGAAAACUCACACGACCGCAGCUGGCAACACAUUCAACCUCAGCAAACGACCGGUUGGUGGUAGCCUGAAGAGCCUCAAGAGCAGCGAGUCCGUUGUCUCCCUCUACUCUAUCAACUUUGACGAUUAUGAAGAAGAUCCAGACGAUGGGGAUGAAAUGUUUACGGAUGAGAAACUCCGACAGAUGCGUAAGAUUCACCACAUCGUUGUCGACUGCUCACCCAUCAACUACAUUGAUGCUUCAGGAACUAACGUGCUCACCCACAUCUUCUCCGAAUACACCCACGUCAGCAUCAAACUCUACCUGGCUGGCUGCUCCGCCGCCAUCAGAAAGACCAUGCGAUUGGCGGGAGUUUUCGACAAGAUUCCAGAGAGCCACUUCUUCGUUGACGUCCACGACGCUGUCAGCUAUGCAAGACCACAACGACCAGAACCCAUCCGACCAGAGAACAUCCGAGACUUCUCCGAAGAAGAAGCCAUUGAAAAUUCGCGUGCUGUUAACAUUUAA
Candidula unifasciata is the source of this 2387-nucleotide messenger RNA. Lineage: Eukaryota; Metazoa; Mollusca; Gastropoda; Stylommatophora; Geomitridae. The record is from the annotation of a GenBank genome assembly.